Messenger RNA from Salvelinus sp. IW2-2015, 2310 nucleotides. Its product is annotated as neurogenic differentiation factor 4-like. Gene Ontology annotation, biological process: camera-type eye development; positive regulation of transcription by RNA polymerase II; axon development. Gene Ontology annotation, cellular component: nucleus. The record is from RefSeq and is a predicted model, not a curated record. Gene Ontology annotation, molecular function: E-box binding; DNA-binding transcription factor activity, RNA polymerase II-specific; protein dimerization activity. Lineage: Eukaryota; Metazoa; Chordata; Actinopteri; Salmoniformes; Salmonidae.
GGUGCACGUGGGAGGGGCCAGUCCAUCUCCUAAAGGCUAAACUCCGACAUAUUCGUGCCAGUCGGAGAUGAAAGUCUCAGGCGCACUGAUGGAUAAUUGAGGGAAAGAAAGAGAACUUGGAAAGGACUGUGACACUGUGCGCAACAGAAAGAAACGGUUGAGUUAAAUCAUUUUGGUUGGUAGUGGGACUUUGGAAGUUAGCCAGACGUCUGACAAAUUUGGAAGUGCGAGUUGUAAACAGAUCACAAUGUCUAAACGUGGAGAGGUGUCUGAGCUGGUCAGUUCCCUGGGGUGGCUAGGGGAGGACAUGAGCUCCCAGGAUGGAGAGGGAGGUCUAGAGAUGGGGGGCCGCUAUAGCCGGGGCCCUGAGGGCCUCGGAAGCAUUGGGCAGGGCAGCGAAGACAUUGAGGAUCAGGAGGAAGAAGACAUUUAUAAUGAUGGUGAUGAGGAGGCUGGAAUGGACGCAGAGAACGAGGCACCAAAACGGAGGGGCCCCAAGAAGAAGAAGAUGACCAGAGCCAGACAGGAGAGGUUCAAGGCGAGACGCAGCAAAGCCAAUGCCCGCGAACGCUCCCGCAUGCACGGGCUAAACGAUGCACUAGAAGUGUUACGUAAGGUCAUGCCCUGCUACUCCAAGACCCAGAAACUGUCCAAGAUCGAGACCCUGCGGCUGGCCCACAACUACAUCUGGGCCCUGUCUGAGGUGCUGGAGAGUGGUCAGUCCCCAGAGAGCCACGGCUUCAUAGAGAUUCUGUGUAAAGGCCUGUCCCAGCCCACUAGCAACCUGGUGGCUGGGUGUCUCCAGCUGGGGCCUUCAGCCCCCUUGAUGAUCAACAAGCUGGAUGAGAAGCCCUGUGGSGCUCUGGGAGUCGGGGGUGGUGUAGGGGGCCAGCCUUGUGGUCAUCAACCACUGAGUGGUCACUACCCCYCUACGGGCCUGCCUAGCCCUCCCUACGGUUCACUGGAGGCCUCCCACCUACUCCACAUGAAAAGCUUCAAGGGAGUGCCCUACGAGCAGCACCCCUCCCCUAAAGAUUGUAGUAGCAACGGCACCCCCCCUUACGACGGGCCCCUCACUCCUCCCCUCAGCAUCAGCAGCAACUUCAUCCUGAAGCAAGAGCCCUCCCCCCACGAGGCUGAGAGGAACUACCCCUCCCACUACCUCUCGUCCCUUCCCCAUUACCCCCCCUCCUCCCUGGGCGGGCUGCCAGGGCCUCAAGGCUACCUCUUCCAGGCCUCACGCUACGAACUGCCCCUAGACAUCCAGGCCUUCGACUCCUUCCCUCCACCACACAUGAUCGCCUCACAGAUGGGCACCAUCUACAGUGAGUGAAGGGGAAAGUGAAGCUGCGUGGCCAGGGGAGAGAUCCAUACAGAGCCCUGCCUCUGGUCCUGCAAUCCUGCUGCCCAUACGUAUAGGCCCGUGACUCUAUGAAUUACUGUGUAGAGAGACAAUGAUAUGACGUUUACACUGUCUGCUAUCUUACUCUGGGAGACUGUAGAAUGCUCAGAGAGAGACUCAACUCAACCUACCUGAUCAUAAAGAACUACUGGAAAGAUAAAGAUACACCCUUAAUAGUAUUAUUAAUUUAUUCUCAUUGUUUAUUGUUUGUAUUGUCAUUUCUUUCUGUCUGGUUUAGUCCUCCCCCAGUUCCUAUUAUAGGCUAUGUAGCUAUAUUACUUGUUAUUGUUUACCAAAUCAGAUAUCCAGGUAUACGCACUGACUGCACACUGUCUCAGAUAUCCAUGACCAGGGAUCUCCACUAAAUGGCUCUACACAGUCUACGCAAACAGAGCCUACUGAGGUCCGUUUGCGUCGCAUUCCAAAAAUUCUGCUAAAUAAAUGUAUGUAGAACUAGGUAGAGAGCAAGACUGUGUAGACCCCUUAAAACCUAGGAGUACUUGGGUAGAAAGUUCUCAGUGUGCCUGAAGAUGGGGAGGAAGUGACACAAUGUUGUUCUACCCUCAUUUACUAUAACUUCUGCACUUAGGCCAAUACUGUAGCCAGUAUCCUAUUAGCUGUAUGAACAGAAAUGAAUUUAAUUUAUAUCUGUAUUUAAUAUUUAUUUUUGUAUAACUAUUGUCUGUUCCUUUUUGCAUUUUCUCAGCACUGUUUUUUGUUUUACUGUCUCCUUCGUGCAGUGCAUUGUCAGUCACUGGCAGCUUUACUGAUGAAGUAUUACAAUUAUUUAUUUGAAGUAUCUUUCAGGUAUUUCUCAGUUUUGGUGUCGAUCACAACUUUGUCAUACAAUUUUUGUAAAUAUUUUGCUGUUUCGCACUUAAUUGAAUAAAUAUUCGUAUUAUAUACUA